GAGCUUCCACAGUGUGUUGUUUGGCAACAACAUUCCGUCUCGUCGAAGUCGUCGCUGUCGGGACGGCAUUUGUACAAACGCCACGAUAACAGUGCAGCUUGUUCACAAGUUUCGAUCUUGCAGAAACAUUUUCUCAUUUGUUGAAAUUUUUUUAAUGACCGUAGAAGUCAGUGUUUACAUUCACUGAGCUGCAAAAGAGAGUUUUCGGCGAAACGCAAACGCGAGAAGCGAUAAAAUGGACGUGGAGGACUCUCAACAAAAGACGAUGACAAUUCUGAUAAAAACACCAAGCCAGGCUGUGGAGGACCAAAAAGUCGAAGGCGUCCAUCUGAACUGGACGGUGAAAGAUCUUAAGAAACAUCUGUCGGCAAUCUAUCCAAUUAAACUGCCUGAGAGUGACCAGAGGCUCAUCUAUGCAGGCAAACUUCUACCUGACCAUCUUCACGUUCGUGAUCUCUUCAGAACUGUGAGAGAUACCAUUCCCAUACUGCAUCUAGUCUUUGCUGUGAAGAUGCAAACGAAAGCAAAUCUGGGAGCAAGACCAAAGGUUAAAGGAACAGCCGAGCCACCUCAGUCUAUUCCACAGCCUGUUGUAUCCCCUGCUUCAGCCAGCAUCACUGCAGAGCUGAGACAGAGAAGGCAGCCGUCUUCAAUUUCAGCUACCUCUCCAGUAAACACGCACGUCACUGUAUCACCCCCUGGAGUUUCUGCAUGGCCUGGCACCAACAUGACUGAAACGCCACAAAUGAAUCAACCAGUAUUUCCUGCCUACUCGCUGUACAGCCCCCAACAACUUCUAUGGCUCCAACACGUCUAUGCUCGACAAUAUUAUAUGCAAUACCAUGCAGCUAUGGCAGCAAGUGGCACUGACCCCACCAUAGCACCUGCAACUGUUGGCCACCACCCUCGUGUACCUGCCCACCAAGUACCUGUACCGGCACCUAUCGCCAAUCAGAACCCCAUCGACAAUCUGCAACCCGCAAACCAGAACCCGGCUCAGGAUGGCGCAUUCAUCAACCCAGGCGUAGCCAAUGAGAACAUGCGAAUGAAUGCUCAGGGUGGGCCUCUAGUGGAAGACGAAGAAGGAAUGGAGCGAGACUGGUUGGACUGGUUGUACUCCGGUGCCAGACUUGGUGUUCUGCUCAUGAUUGUUUAUUUCAACUCCAACUUGAGUCGCUUCCUGCUGGUGAUGAGUGCACUCCUCGUCAUUUACCUUCACACCACAGGCUGGUUUCCUUUUCGAAGGCGACAGCAGGUCCAAGGACCCAAUCACCUGCAGCCUCCUGAAGUCCAGCACAACCAAGAGAAUGAGAACAGAAUCCCAAAUUACGUCGCCGAGGCUGCUGAAGGACAGAGAGAACUUUCUGCUGAGGAUCAAGAAGAAUCAGAGGAACGUGUGCCAGCGACUGCAGUUCUGGUGCCUCAGCACAGGGUGUCAUUCAUGUGGACAGCGUGGGUCUUUUUGAAAACUUUUUUCUCCUCACUCAUACCUGAGGUCCCUCAGGGUGUGGCCAAUUGACCAGCUGGUACUGAUCGUCCCAAAGAAGUUAACCAUGGAGUUGUUCUUAUUCACGGUGGAAAGAACACUUCAAAAUGACCAAAAACCGAAAUAUCAUCUACACGGGUGAGAGAAAUAGUAACCAGCUUAUUGAGAAACAGUAUGUUAGGCACAAGCAGUCAAGUAGCUCUUUAAUUAUGUCAGAGAAAUACAAACCUAACCUAAAUCCUGCAAUACAACAUGUAUUUAGUUAAAUUAGGAAAUUUGCCAGAAGGUUCCAAACUGACAGUAGAGGUUUUUUUGCUUCACGGGAUCUUGUGAUGCUACAAACUGAUAAGUGAGUGUACCUUUGUUGGCCUAUUCACCCCUUCAGACAUUAAAUAACUUUUCAAUCACAAAAUGUGCCAAAUUUAAACGGUAUGUUAAACCAACCUCAACUGUAACUUUUGCUGCAUGUUAAAAUGAUCAGAUGUGAUGAUUAUGCCAUGUCUUGUAUGAAAAUUGGGUGAUCAGAUGUGAUGAUUAUGCCAUGUCUUGUAUGAAAAUUGGGGCGGUUUUUAGUGGAGUGAACUUUGUUCUGAACUAAUGCAAUUAGUUUACAGCAACAAUUUAACUGACUGUCUACAUACAUAUUUGUACUACAGUAAUACUAACUCUGCACCAAAAGAAGAAAUGUAUCAGUCUAACACUAUAGACUGGGAAUCUGCUCCAAAGACUGCGUCUUUGGCCACAUUAAAAUCUGUGUUGGUAUUAUAAAAAUAUUGUCUAUACCUAAGAACGCACUUUAAUAAUACUGUAUGCAAGCAUCUCUACCCGGCGGAUUAUUUGUUGUUAUUAAAACAAUUAUUUAUAAUAUAAAUGACUGAGAGUCAGUCAGCAUGAUAUCAAGCUCUCGUGAAAUCUAUUUGAUAAGUAGUAAAAAAGGGGGGAUCUAUUUCAAAUGUCUUGAAAUACCAAGGUAAAGGGUUCCAUCUCUUUCCAGCAUUUGCUUUCUUGUCGCUAGGCAUUUGUAAACAUCGUUGAUGGUGUUGGUGUGCUAUCAAUACUACAAGGUUUGAUGGUUCACUUUUACCUGAUGUUAAUUUCAGUGGUCUUUUGGGAUUAAAUAUGUUUUUCAUCCAGUGUAAUGAAAUAACUUAUUUUAGAGGCAUACAGUUAUCCCCACCUGUAGGAUUUAUGCCUGGCGACUGGCGAAGGAGAAUAUUUUGUGACCAAUGUCACUAUGUACAGAAUAAAUGAAUAUUUUAACGUUUGCUCAAUGAAUUGUGUUAUUUUGUAUGUUGGGAAUACUUGCAAUAAGAUGCAAUAAAUAUUCUGAACUUAAAA
Molecule: messenger RNA, 2824 nt
Organism: Corythoichthys intestinalis (scribbled pipefish)
Lineage: Eukaryota; Metazoa; Chordata; Actinopteri; Syngnathiformes; Syngnathidae
Gene: herpud1
Product: homocysteine-inducible, endoplasmic reticulum stress-inducible, ubiquitin-like domain member 1
Exons: 8
Coding region: 236-1519 (427 amino acids)
Biological process (GO): endoplasmic reticulum unfolded protein response; ubiquitin-dependent protein catabolic process; endoplasmic reticulum calcium ion homeostasis
Cellular component (GO): endoplasmic reticulum membrane
Molecular function (GO): transmembrane transporter binding
Source: RefSeq, a predicted model, not a curated record